UUCCGCUUGACCUCGUGCUCCUUGGUAAUGCUUCCGGGUUAUGGCGAUGGUGUCCCCCAUGUGCUGCUGAAGGAGAAAUACAAACAUGGCAUCCAUGGAAGAAAACUUCCCUCGAGGUGGCACCCAGAAAAAACCUUCAGAGAGAAAAGCACCCAGGCGACCAAUAGAGCAGGAUAACUUAUUUGAUACGCAUCAUGAAGAAGGAUCCCAGAAAAGGAAGAGAAUCCAAGAAGAUCAAGGAAAGCGGAAAAAGCUCAAGGCAGAGAAAAAGGAAGCCAUUAAAGCUAAUGCCAAAGAUUUUGAACUUCUCACGGUUGAGGCCCUGAGUGAGGGGAUGCUGCUGCUCGGCUGCGUGAAGGAGUCUAACGACUUCGAGUUAGUGGUCAGUUUGCCUAAUGGACUCACUGGAUUUGUGCAAGUGACGCACAUUUGCGAUGCCUACAGCAAAAUGCUGAAUGAGCAAGUGGCCACGGAAGAGCUCCUGGAGGAUUUGAACUCGUUGUCAGACCUGUACCCCCCUGGAAUGCUGGUCAGAUGCACCGUGACCAGCGUGGGGAAAACCAUGGAUGGAAACCAGAGUGUCAAGCUGUCAAUUAACCCCAAAGAUGUCAACAAGGCUCUGAACACCACGGCUCUUAGAUCAGGCAUGUUGCUCUCUGGCUUGGUAUCUAGUGUGGAAGAUCACGGCUACCUCAUAGAUAUUGGAGUCAGUGGUGCUAAGGCAUUUCUGCCUCGUCAGAAGUCCCAGAGUUAUAUCAAAUCAGCCAACAAAGGGGCUGAGCUGAAAAUAGGCCAGUACCUGAACUGUCUCAUUGAAGAAGUGAAAAACAACGGAAGAAUUGUCCGUCUGUCCAUCACUCAGUCGGAGGUUGCUGCGGCCAUUGCAACAGAAGAACAGAACUGGGCGCUCGGUAACUUACUGCCAGGGCUGCUGGUGAAAGCCCAGGUGCAGAAGGUGACCCCUUAUGGCAUCACUCUGAGUUUCCUCUCCUCCUUCACUGGGAUCGUGGACUUCAUGCACCUGGAUCCGAAGAAAGCGGGGAGUUAUUCACAAAGUCAGACGGUGAAGGCCUGCAUCCUCUCUGUCCAGCCCACCUCCAAAGCAGUACGUCUCACGCUGCGGCAGGUCUUCCUUCAGCCUGGCAGCGUGCUUGGCCAGCUCGCCAGCAGUCGGAUUGGCAUGGUGGUGGAAGAGUCAGUGGUGAAGAGCUUCCAUGCAAAGACUGGUGCCAUCUUUGAACUGGACGACGGCACGCUGGCUUUUGCACGUCUGAAGCAUCUUUCAGACACCAAAAAAUCCUUCAAACCUGGGGCAUUUAAGGUGGGCAGCAAGCACAGAUGUCGAAUCAUUGACUACAGCCUUAUGGAUGAGCUGGCCCUGUUGUCUUUGAAGCAUCGAAUUAUUGCUGCUCCGUUUCUGAGAUACCAAGACAUCUGUCCCGGGCACGUGGUGGAGGGCAAAGUGUUGGCUCUCAAACCCUUCGGGAUGCAGGUGAAGGUGACGGAUCACAUCAGGGGGCUGGUGCCUCGCCUACACCUGGCGGACGUGCUCCUGAAACAACCUGAGAAAAAGUACAGCGUGGGAGGCGAAGUAAAGUGCCGGGUGUUAAUAUCCAAUCCUGAAGAAAAGAAGCUGAUCCUAACUCUGAAGAAAACUCUGGUCAUGUCGAAAUUUCCAGUCCUCACGAGUUACGAGGCUGCAAAGCCCGGCUUGAUCGCUCACGGCUUCAUUGUGUGCGCUAGGGAAUUCGGCUGCAUUGUGAAGUUCUACAAUGACGUUAAAGGUCUGGUUCCCAAGAAUGAGCUGAGCUCAGAGCCCAUACCUUCCCCAGAGAAAGUCUUCUACAAAGGCCAGGUUGUCAAAGUCAUAGUCUUAAAAUGUGAGCCUGAGCAGGAGAAGUUGCUGCUGUCAUUCAAGUUGAUGAGCAGACCUGUCUCUGAGGACAGAGGAGAACAAAUUCUGAAGAAGAAUCGGGAAGUGACUUAUGAAACUGGACAGAUGGUUGAUGUGAAAAUCCUGAAGAAGAAAGAUAAUGGCCUGGAGGUUUCCAUCUUGUCAGACAAUGUUUCCGCCCACCUUCCCACAAUGCACCUGUCUGACCACGUGGUUAACUGUAAACUCCUGUACCAUUGGCUCCAAGAGGGUGACAUCCUCCACAGGGUUAUGUGCCUAAGUGACAAGGGAGGACACAUUACACUGUGCAGAAAGCCUGCAGUGAUCUCUGCAGUACAGGAGGAGCAAGUGGUGAGGAGCUUCUCUGAAAUCCAACCUGGGAUGCAGCUGGCUGGUUACGUGAGGAACAUUAUGUCCUAUGGCGUGUUUGUGGAGUUCCCAUUUGGUCUAGCUGGACUAGCCCCGAAAGCGGCCAUGAGUGACAAGUUUGUGACGGACACCAAAGACCAUUUUGUGGUAGGACAGACGGUGGUCGCCAACGUGACGAGCAUGGACGAGGAGAAGCAGCGUAUCCUCUUGUGUCUGAAGCUGUCCGAGGUCAGCUCGGAAGACCCCGUCGCUGAGAGCUUCUCCUUACUGAACCAGUGCUUUGAGGAGAUGAAGGAGGUCAGGGACAUUAUGAGCAGAAGAAAUCAUUCCAAGGUGGCCCAAAACCUCUGUGGAUUGAUGCCUGGGCAGAAACUUGAGCUGGUCGUUCAGGAAGUGAGGGGGGAUGGCUCAGCAUUCUUCAACGGCAGCUGUGUUGCUGGGCUGACCGUAACAGCCACUCGCUAUCACGUUGGAGACAAGAGUUUGGUCGCUGGUCAAAAAGCCAGGGUCUUGGUUCUCCAUGUUGACGCCCUCAAAUCAGCGGUUCACGUCUCCCUUCGAGAAGAGCUGUUGAAACCAAAAGCCAAACGGUUAACGGAAAACUCCCAGCACCCUGCGGUGGUGCAGCAUGUAGCGGAAGAGUUUGCCAUUGCCUCAUUGGUGGAAUCAGGUCAGCUGACUGCCAUUCCUGUGGCCUCUCACUUCAAUGACACCUUCCGUUUUGACUCGGAGAAGCUGAAGGUGGGACAGGCUGUCUCUGUAACCUUAAAAACCGUGCUGCCGGGUGACCAUGGUGUCCUGUUAGCAGUGCAAGGCCCAGCAAAGAAAAGGGCUUUUAUAAGGUCCCGGAAAGAGUCGGAGACAGUAGAGGAGGGCUUGGCUGCAGUGAAACACUCCCUGUGCUUCGGAGAUGUGGUCAAGGGAACGGUGAAGUCCGUCAGACCUACCUACGUGACAGUUGCCAUUGAUGACAAGCUAACGGGCUCCAUCCACACGUCCCAGAUCCUGGAUGAAGUCCCCAUAGGCACCUUUCCAACCUCCAGGCUGAAAGCUGGGCAGAAGGUGACUGCCCGGGUCAUUGGAGGCCGAGAUGUGAAGACCCACAGGUAUUUGCCCAUCACCCAUCCACACUUCACUCAGUCCGUUCCAGAGCUCAGCAUUCGACCCAGUGAUCUGAAGGGGGAUGGCGGCACAGCCCUGAGCCCCGAAGGAGACAGUCCCAGUGAGCGGCUCAGGCCCUACAAAUCUGGGCAGACGGUGACCUGCUUUGUGAAGAAGUACAACACCAUAAAGUCGUGGCUGGAGGUGGAGAUCACCCCUGAGAUUCGAGGGAGAGUUCCCCAGUUGCUGCUUUCCCUUAACCCCAAGGUCUUAAAGCAUCCAGAAAAGAGCUUCAAGAAUGGCCAAGCUUUGUCUGCAACAGUGACUGGCACAGAUGCCUCUGAGACCAACCUCUGCCUGUCACUUACAGGAGUCCAUUCGCUGGCGGAAGGAACCAUCACCCUGGGCACCAUAACGAAGGUGACGCCAAAUGUCGGCCUCACCAUUGCGCUUCCCUUCGGAAAGACUGGCAAAGCCAGCAUCUUUCACCUGAGCGAUUCGUACACUGAGCAGCCGCUAGAGAACUUCACCAUCGGGAAGCUUGUCAGGUGUUGUGUCCUAUCCAAUGAAGACAACAAAAUAGAAAUAUCUCUGCGGCAAUCCAGGACAAAUCCAAAGAGCAAAAACAAAGUGGAAGAUCCUGAACUGACAUGUGUUGAGGAUGUUCGGGAAGGCCAGCUGGUCAGAGGCUAUGUCAGAUCCGUCAAGCAGUCGGGCGUGUUCUGUGGUUUGUCCAGCUCAGUUGUGGGCCGAAUCCAAUUCUACAAAGUCGUCCCCUUCUUCAUACCGAAACAAUCCCUGUAUGAGCAAUACAUGCCGGAGGGGAAGUUCCUCACUGCCAAGGUCCUCAGUGUAAAUAAUAAAGAGAGCCAUGUUGAGCUUUCCCUCCUCUCUGAGGACACUGGGAAGCCAAGUGUCCUGCCCGAGUCGCUGGGCCUGCCGCGCUGUGACACAGACGAGGGCAAGGAGAAGAGAGAGGAGUUCAAGAAGCUGAAGGCAAAACGGAAAAGAAGAGUCUCGGAAGGCGAACAGGAGGCGAAGCCCAGGAAAAAGCGAGCUCGCCUGACGGACGAGGAUGACAGCGGCAUUGAGGUCUAUUGCCGGGAGCAGGAGGAGGAGGAGGAAGAUGAGGAGGAGAAUAAAAGGAAAUCCAAGCAGGAGACAAAACAUGCGGAGGCUCCCAGGCUGCAGGUUUCUAGUGGCUUCACUUGGGACGAGGGUUUAAAUGCCCUGGAGGUGCCAGUAUCGAAUCAGAAAGAGGAGAGCUCAGACAGCGAGGAAGAGGACAACACACAGUCCAUGAGGAAGAAGCAGACGAAGAAGGAGAAGGAGCAAGAGAAGCAGAGGGUGGAGAAGGAGCUCUCCAAGAUCGAAGCCGCCCUGAUGAACCCCAAUCGUCAGCCCCAGACGGCAGACGACUUUGACCGCUUGGUGUUGAGCAAUCCCAGCAGCUCCAUCCUGUGGCUACAGUACAUGGCCUUCCACCUCCAAGCCACGGAGAUCGAGAAGGCCAGGGCGGUGGCGGAAAGAGCACUCAAAACCAUCUCCUUCAGGGAGGAGCAGGAGAAGCUGAACGUGUGGGUAGCUUUGCUGAACCUCGAGAACAUGUAUGGCACGGAGGAGACUCUGAUGAAGGUCUUCGAGAGGGCCGUUCAGUACAAUGAGCCCCUGAAAGUCUUCCAGCACCUGGCUGACAUCUAUGCCAGCUCUGAGAAAUACCAGCAAGCUGAUGACCUGUACAACACGAUGCUGAAGCGGUUCCGCCAGGAGAAAUCCGUGUGGUUGAAAUACGCCACCUUCCUCCUGAAACGGGGCCAGGUGGAGGCCACGCACAGGCUCCUGGAACGCGCCCUCAAGGGCCUGCCAAAUAAAGAACAUGUGGAUGUGAUUUCCAAGUUUGCUCAGCUGGAGUUCCACUUUGGGGACCCCGAACACGCCAAGGCCAUUUUUGAGAGCACGCUGAGCAGCUACCCAAAACGCACGGACAUCUGGUCCAUCUACAUAGACAUGAUGAUCAAACACGGCAGCCAGAAGGAAGUACGGGAUAUUUUCGAGCGGGUCAUUCACCUGAGCCUGGCAGUGAAGAGGAUGAAGUUUUUCUUCAAGCGUUACCUGGAUUAUGAGAAGAAAUACGGCACGUCGGAAACCAUCCAGGCUGUGAAAGUAGCGGCGCUGGAGUACGUAGAGUCCAAGAGCUCUCUUGCCGAGAGCUAACUUCCAGAGCAGAGAGACUCAAAUCGUGUUGCAGACUCUGUAUGUGGUGCUGGAGGCGGAGAUCCACAGUAGUGGGCUGCCUGUGUCCAUAACUAGUGCGUUUCCUGAGAGUACCAGCAGACGGCUGGAUUGUCCAGGACCAAAGUGAGGUGGAAAGAAGUCAACAUUUACAGGAGCUUUCCAUCUUGCCCCACUGUACAACAGACUUUUAACGUGUGGAUGAUUUUGGAUCUAGUUAUUUAAGUGCUGAUUGUUUUAUACCUGGUAGAAACUGCUGUCCUCUGUACUGCUUUCCUGUCGAAAUGGGGCAGUCAGUGACUCCCCAUCAUUAAAUGCAAUGACCUGGCAUAAGCUCCCUUCUCUUUCCCCACCCACUCAUCCCAGCAUUGCUCAGAAUGUUCUCGCAUUUCACCUGCUUCGGUGUCUUUCAAGAUUUGUCUCCGGUGCCUUUGUGCUGCCAGCAAUUUAACACAACCACCUGCCUGAUUGAUUCCUCUUAAAGCCUACGGCCAUCCAAUUAAACUUGAUCCGGUGCUCGUGAGCAGCUCUAGGGUAACAAACACGGCUUGUGAUGGACACUACUUAGAAAGACAGCUGCUGCUGAGGCAGUCUCCUAAGAGGUCAUUAAACUGAGAGAAGAAACCAGGUGUUACUUGCUGAAAAAUAACCAAUCCCAUUUUAACCUUUUCCUACUUGGAAUAGGACUGCCUAGCUAAGGUUCUUAUAUGGCUACCAUCUGCGUAGUAUCCGAGCCCUUCUCAAUCUUUAAUGAAUGUAUCCUGACAUCCUCACUGAGGUAGGGCAGUGCUGUUACCCCCUUGUACAGCUGGGGCAUUGUGACACAGGUGGAGUGACUGGCCCAAGGUCCCACAGGAGGUCUGUUGCAAAACAGCAAAUUGACCCCUCACCUCCUAAAUCCUGGACUUAGCAACCUAACCACUGGACCAUCCUGCAGAGUCCAAGGGGCCCCAUGCAAGUGGUGACGCUUAGAGAACAUUUUUCAUCAAAAGGGCUAAAGACUAGAUCAUAACACAAAGAAACCUAUCUCCAUACAUCCCCAUUGCCAGCUGCAAAGGAAGUGGUGACUUCCUAAGCCACAUUAGGUUCCUACCAGUUCUUUUGUUAAUUAAUAUUUGUCUUGGACAUGUUCCAGCAAGUUCUGAGCAAAACCACCCUCUGUGUUCCUCUUUUUAAAUCCACUUAACUCCAUGAGACGAAAUCUAUCAUUAGAAGCUAUACAGUUAUAGUAUCAGGGAGCCACUGGUUCUUUUGUGCUUCUCCAGCUGAGGGGUUGUACAUCUCCUUGAAGAGCCUAAUUCCAAAUGUCGCACCCUUCUUCCUGAAAGAAAAUGUGACCUCUUCCAUUUACUGGAGAAUAGUCCACCAGCAGGAUCUCUCGUUGUUCCCUUCCGAAUCUGGGUACGGGCCAAAGACUCUUAAGUAACAUAAGUACUCAUGAGAUGACAGGGAAGAUUCUCACAUGGGUUAGUAACUGGUUAAAAGACAGGAAGCAAAGGGUUGGAAUAAAUGGUCAGUUGUCACAAGGGAGAGUGGUAAAUAGCAAGGGUCCCCCCAGGAUCUGUCCUGCGGCCUGUGCUGUUCAACAUAUUCAUAAAUGAUCUGGAAAAAGGGGUAAACAGUGAGGUGACAGUUUGGAAAUGAAACACAAUCACUUAAGAUAAUUAAGUCCAAAGCUGAGUGUGAAGAGUUACAAUGCGAUCUCACAAAACUGGGUCACUGGGCAAUACAAUGGCAGAUGAAAUUCAACGUUGAUAAGUGCAAAGUAAUGCUCAUUGGAAAAUAUAAUCCCAAGUAUACAUACAAAACGAUGAGGUCUAAAUUAGCUGUUGUCACUCAAGAUAGCAAUCUUGGAGUCAUUGUGGAUAGUUUUCUGAAAACAUCUCCAUGUGCAGCGGUAGGCAAAAAGACUAAGAGAAUGUUAGGAACAUUAGGAAAGGGAUAGAUAAUAAGACAGAAAAUAUCAUAAUGCCACUGUAUAAAUCCAUGGUAUGCCCACACCUUGAAUACUGAAUGCAGAUCUGGUCGCCCUAUCUCAAAAAAGAUGUAUUAGAAUUUUUAAAAGUACAGAGAAGGGCAACAAAAUGAUUAGGGGUAUGGAACAGCUUCCAUAUGAGGAGAGAUUAUAAAGACUGGGAUUGUUCUGCUUGGUAAGGAGAUGACAAAGGGGGAUAUGAUAAAGGUCUAUAUAAUCAUGA
Malaclemys terrapin pileata is the source of this 7794-nucleotide messenger RNA. It is a transcript of the gene PDCD11, whose product is annotated as programmed cell death 11. NCBI's taxonomy places the organism in Eukaryota, Metazoa, Chordata, Testudines, Emydidae. Gene Ontology annotation, biological process: rRNA processing. The coding region runs from base 86 to 5578 and encodes 1830 amino acids. Gene Ontology annotation, cellular component: nucleus; nucleolus; small-subunit processome. The transcript is spliced from 36 exons. The record is from RefSeq and is a predicted model, not a curated record. Gene Ontology annotation, molecular function: protein binding; RNA binding.